AUGCAUUCAAGAGUGAGCAGCUUUCCGGUGGAAGGCUUGCUACCAAAAGAGGAACUUGGAGCUCAAGCAUUCGUCGACAAGAAUCCUAAAUGGGACGGUCGCGGCGUCGUUAUAGCAAUUCUUGAUACUGGAGUCGAUCCUGGUGCGCCUGGUCUGCAAGUUACGCCCGAUGGUCGUCCGAAAGUAAUUGAUUGCAUUGAUUGCACUGGAUCGGGAGAUGUAGCGAUGUCUACCAUCGUAACUGCGCAAGAAUCAGACGGCUUAAAAUCUGUAAAUGGAAUCUCUGGUCGCAAACUGAUUCUCAACUCAUCGUGGAAGAAUCCAUCUGGCUCUUGGAAGCUCGGAGUCAAGGCCGCUUACGACGUCUUCCCAAAACCACUUGUAGAUCGACUAAAAGAAUCCCGUAAAAAGCGAUUUGAGCUAGACCAUCAUGCCCUUCUCGUAUCCGCCGAACAAGAAUCCAUCGAUUUCGAAAAGGCUCAUCCAGGACCUUCUGAAGACGUUGAAACAAAACUUGAUCUCAAAGCUCGAGUUGAAGUAUUACGAGAUCAAUUUAAAUCUUUCGAAGAAUCUGGAUGGUUGUUGGACUGCAUUGUUUGGCAUGAUGGAAGUAAAUGGCGAGCUGUAGUUGAUGUUGAUGAAUCUGGAGAUGUAUCAUCGCAGACUCCAUUAAGCAACUUUGCUGAUGAACGUCAGUUCGUCAAGAUUGAUACUGAAAGUCAGCUCAACUUUUCAGUAAAUAUAUAUGACGAGGGUGAGAUUUUAAGCAUAGUCAGUCUCGCUGGAAGCCAUGGUACACAUGUAGCUGGUAUAUCAGCUGCCUAUUAUCCAGAUGAUCCAUUAGCUGGCGGUGUCGCUCCUGGUGCACAGAUUGUAUCUCUGAAAAUAGGUGAUACUCGUCUAGGAUCCAUGGAAACUGGAGCGGGAUUCACUAGGGCCGCAAUAGAAUUGUGUCGCUUGAAGUGCGAUCUGGCGAAUAUAUCAUAUGGAGAACCUGCUGCCAUUGCCAACUUUGGUAAAGUGGUCGAGCUCCUUAGAGAUGAAGUGAUAAAUAAGAGUGGAUGUAUCAUUGUUAGUUCUGCUGGCAACGAAGGACCUUGUUUGACCACAGUUGGAGCUCCAGGUGGAACCACUGCAACCAUCUUGGCAGUUGGUGCGUACGUCACAAAGUCGAUGAUGCAAGCAGAAUAUUCAAUGCUAGAAACUGUCGCAGAGACUCCUUAUACAUGGUCAUCUAGGGGUCCGACUGUCGACGGAGCCGUCGGUGUUGACAUUUAUGCGCCAGGUGCAGCAAUUACUACCGUCCCCCAAUAUAAUUUGUAUGGUAGUCAGCUCAUGAACGGUACAAGCAUGUCAAGCCCGUCGAUGUGUGGAGGUGUUGCUCUGCUCGUUUCAGCUCUCAAAGCAAACGGGAUUCCAUACACACCAUACCGCGUCAAGGCGGCGUUAGUGAAUACCUCUAAAGACAUUGGAGAUCCACAAAAGGUUGGAUUUGCUCAAAUCAUACCAGCUUGGGAAUAUUUGAAGGCCACUAGUAAUUAUCAGUUGGAUGUGUAUUACGAAACUAGUAUUUUAGAACGAGGAAAUGCUCGUGGUGUAUAUUUACGGGAGCCUGAAGAGACAACGAGUGUGUCCCAAUACACUGUACAAAUCCAACCGGUCUUUUCCAACAAAGAGGACCCGUCGUCCGCUGAAGCCAAAUUGAAAUUGGAGGUUCGCAUGACUUUCAAGAGUGACGUUCCAUGGAUCAGCACUCCCGAAUUCCUGCUACUGAAUAGCGGUGGCCGUACUUUUGCCAUAAAAGUAGACCCAACGAGUUUGAAACCAGGCCUUCAUGUUGGACGUAUAAAUGGAUACGAUACUUCACGUCCGGAAGCUGGUGUCUUGGUGUCUAUACCAGUAACCAUCGUGAAACCUAUAUCUGUAGACGCUCAAUCGCCGACGAAAGAUGGAGCAUUCUUUGUUAGAUAUUUAGAUUUGGACUUUAUUCCUGGUACUAUAGAACGUAGAUUUAUCGCUGUGCCGAAUGAUGCAAACUUUGCAGAUGUGACUUUCAGAUCAGAAAACCGUGAAACGUCCGGCCGCUUUAUGGUUGAUUGCAAACAACUGGUCCCUCAAACAAGACAUAAUCGCUUUAACAAGGACUGGAUGUUUUCGUUUGGUACUACGAAUAGUGGGUCAUCAACUGAACACAAUGUACAAACCAAGACGUUCGCAGUUCAGCCAGGUGUGACUAUGGAAUUGUGUAUUGCUCAAUUCUGGAGCAGUUUGGGCAAAACUCGAUUAUCGGUUGAAAUCAAAUUCCAUGGUAUAUAUUUAUCUACUUCUUCUAAUGUUGGUGGUAAUGCAUCGACCCAAGGAAGUGGUGUUUUGUGGUUGAAUUCAGGCAAUCACGGAUUUUCGAGAUUGGAAGUGCGAGCUCCCAUUCGAAAGGAGGACGUGCAGAUAUCUAUAUCGCUAGACACUCUGCAGAAGUCCAUUCGGCCAGACAGUUGUGUCAUCUCUCCAUUGAAAUCCCGAGACGUUUUACCUGAUAGUCGUCAGAUCCACCAAGCUAUCUUGACUUAUAUUUUCAAGGCUCCCGAAGGUGGUGGAAGUGUUACUCCUCGUUUCCCACGUCUGAAUGAAGUCUUGUAUGAUUCUGUAUUCGAGGGAUUCUUUGGUCUUAUAUACGAUGCAAACAAGAGAGUUGUGUCGUCACAAGAUAUUUAUCCAAAGGUCAUCAAAGCAACAGAUGGAACAUAUACCUAUAGAGCACAACUCAUGUCUCGCUCUGUGGACUUGUUGGAUCGAAUCUCAAACAUGCCAAUGAUUCUCGACAUCGCCAUCACAAAACCCAUUUCAUUGAGUAUAUACCCUACGUUGGGUGAUUUAAUGGCAGGAUCAUCUGAAGGCUUUAAGAAAAAGACUUUGGAGGCUGGUGGAAAGACAUUCUGUUGGGUUUUGGCAGCAGACGGCUUGCCAAAGGAUAGCAAACCUGGAGAUCUAGUAGUAGGAAAAGUAGAACUAGGUCAAAAGAUAGAAGGCACUCUAUUCAGUGCUGUUUAUAUUGUACCGUCUGAAGUCAAACCUCCUGCACCAGCUCCAACAACUGGAGCAGAUGAACCAUCGAAAGAUGAUCAAACGCUCAUGAAGGAAGAAAUAAGAGAUUUACAAAUCAAUUAUUUAAAGAAAUUGCCUGAAGAAGCUAGAAAAGAAGUCUUGGCUAAGCUCGAGCAAGAUUACCCGACUCAUCUACCGCUACUUGUUGCUCGUCUUGAAAUAUUGGCUGACAAGGAGCAAGCGCUCAUUAAAGCUAAUACGCCUGUGCCUCAAGAAUUGGGUCAGGAGAUCGUUUUGUCUGCUGACAAAGUCCUAGAACGAGUAAACAUCAAAGAACUAGCCAUGUGGUUUGGCGUCAAGCAUGAUUUGACACUAAAACCCGAAAUCGCCAAAAACAAGGAAAUGGGCAAAGCGAAAGAAUCCGCCAUUUAUGCUUUACAAUGGAAGGCUACUGGAUUCCGUGAUAUUGUACAGGCACGAGAAACUGCUUCUCCUUCUACAUCUGCUGCAGAUGACGCGUUGAUUGCCUUUGAUGCUGCGAUGGUUGAAUACAUGCAAUGGUUGCCUGAUCCUGCUACAUCUGAUGGUAAGUACUUGCUAUUGUGGGUAUGGAGGCAGCGCAAGAAGGGUCGCUUAGGCUCCUCUAUCAAAGCUAUCAACAAGUUUUUGGGUGAAUCAAAGAAUGUGUCUGAUGCAAAUUAUAGCAAGUGCCUUGAUAUCAAGAAGAGUCUGCUUGUUGAUCUUGGUUGGAGGGCAUGGCAAAAGUAUGAAGAACGUAAAUUGAACCCGACAGAUUGGGCACCAUUCUAA
Molecule: messenger RNA, 3852 nt
Organism: Synchytrium microbalum
Lineage: Eukaryota; Fungi; Chytridiomycota; Chytridiomycetes; Synchytriales; Synchytriaceae
Exons: 13
Coding region: 1-3852 (1283 amino acids)
Biological process (GO): proteolysis
Cellular component (GO): cytosol
Molecular function (GO): tripeptidyl-peptidase activity; serine-type endopeptidase activity
Source: RefSeq, a predicted model, not a curated record